AUGGCUGUCUGCAAUUUAACCUUCGAUGAAAUACAAGGACUCCCCUCACUUGAAGAUGAAUUCGAAUACUUUAGAGUUCUAAGUGGUGAAAAAGAAAUUGAAGUAAAAGCAAGUUCAAGCUUUGAAGCAGCAGUUAAAAUGGCAUUUACCUUACAUGUAAGAGAAGGUGGACAGCUCGAUAUCGAUGGUCGUGGUGUAGUUAUUACUGUUAUCUCGCCAAAUGGAGACGAAUUUAAAUAUAGAGCUAUUAAUGCAGACCCUGUUGCUGUUGAGCUCCUGGAAAAAAAUGUCAAAGUCUCCGAGAAUGAAGUUAAUACGGUGUCUACGACCGACGAUCCUGUUGUUUAUACUUUUACGAACGCGUCUGAGAGACUUGACUUUUCAAACGGUUCAUUAAUCGAUACAACGCUUCGAAACUAUUUUGGGUUUCCUUCGUUUAGACCUCUUCAAAAGGAAACGAUUAUUUCCACUAUGGCUGAAAAGAAUGUUCUUACAGUUGUUGGAACAGGAGGAGGAAAAACUCUCACAUACUUACUGCCUGCCGUUCUUUCUUCCCAUCCUACUCUUGUAUUAUCUCCUAUCAAGUCUUUAAUUGAUGACACCCUAGUUCGCUGCCUAAAUCUUAACAUUCGCAGUUGCAAGUUUACUGGAGAUGUUCCCCAUGAUGUGAGAAAAGAACAGAUACAUAACAUAGAAGAUUUCAAGAUUAUUUUUGCUACUCCUGAAUGCUUAGAAGACGGCGAACCACUUCGAGUUAAAGUUGAUGGACUUGCUGGUGUUGGUCAACUUGAGCGAAUAGUGUUUGACGAAGCACACACUAUAUCGAGUUGGGGAAAUACCUUUAGACCGAAUUAUAAAGAUGUAUGUAAGAAUUUGUGUAAGGCAAAGUGUCCAAAACUACUUUUGUCUGCUACAGUUCCUUUGAAAGUCGAGAAUGAUUUGAGAGAAAUUUGUGGGGACUUUACUGUCCUUCGUAGAACUGUUUAUAGAGAAAAUUUAUAUUUGGAAGUAGUUGAGCGAACUGGAAAAUUCCUUGACCAACUGUCUGAUUUCAUUUCGCAAAACAAAGAUGCUUGUGGUAUUGUUUACUGCGUACUCCCUAAAGAUGUUUGCAAGAUACAUGGUGAACUUUUAAAACGAGGAAUUAAUGCUGUGAAGUAUCAUGGUAAAUUGUCUGAUGCUGUUAAAUUAUCCAGUCAGUCCAAGUGGAUGAGUGGUGAAGUAAAUGUUAUUGUGGCAAACUCGUCAUUUGGGAUGGGUAUUGACAAGGCUAAUGUGAGGUAUGUUUUACAUGCAAAAUUGCCCACUAACAUUGAAGAAUACUUUCAACAAUGUGGCAGAGCAGGUCGUGAUGGCUUGCCAUCACACUGUAAGCUUUUUUAUAAUUACAGUGAUAAAAACAUUCUGUAUCGACUGUUUGAUGAACAAGUCAUAGCACAAUACAAAGGUGUAAAUGACUUGAUUGUACUUCUUGAAAACCCAGUGCAGUGCCUUCAUCAAGGCAUAAUGAGCUAUUUUGGAGAAAAGCAUGAUAGCUUUAUAUGUCUUACUGGAUGCAGCAAUUGUAAACACCGUGGAACUCAUCAGAUCACUGAUGGUACAUCAGAUGCUUUAAAAGUUUUGCAAGCAGUUGUUGAAUUAAGCAACAUUAACUUAACAUGCAAUGAUUUGAAGCUGUAUUUAGCUGGUAGCAACCAGAAAUGUGUGUCACAUUUGCAAGAAUAUGCCACAUUUGGAAGCUUAGGGAAGAAGUUUGUACCUGUUUCUUUGCUAGCAAAGUUCUUACAUCUGUUAAUUGUUGGUGAUAUCCUAACUGAAAGAAUACACAAGAAAGGUACUGGCAGCAGUAUUUCUGUUGAAAUAACUCUUGGAAGCAAGGCUCAUGACUUGCUUGCUAACAACUUUAUGAUAGAUAAGUAUGAAAAGACAUGAUUUGCUUCUUUGAAACAGAUUAUUGACAGAAAAUAUUUUGAUUAAUUAAUGUAUGCAUGGACUGUAAAAUAUAUUUUAUAUUCAAGCUAGCCUCCUCUGCAGGCAACCCUAUAAACUCAGUAUAAAGAACUGAAUAAUAAAGCAUGUGCCCAUACUGAGUCAUUAUUAUGUACAGAGUUGCCUGGGGAUGAAGCUAUUAUAUUCAUUACAUUAGUCUCCUGCACAGGCAACUCAGUAACAUCAGUAUGGGUUCGAUGUGAAGUGUACAGGCGGGCGGGUUACGAACAAAAGGAUUAAGAACAUUUUGGAUAGUACCUAGAGUAAGCGACUGAAAUACUAACUUUAGUAAUCUAUUAAAUAUUCACUUCAAUUAUAAACUCAUUAAUUUUUUGACAUCAUCAAUAAUCAACUGUUAAAUAUAAACUGUGUUUUAAACUGCUUAAUAAAAGCCUUAAUUUACAAGCUAAAGCAUGUCAUUUGGAUAUUUCCUGUGAAGAAAGCCAGGAAAUUCAAUCUCUGCCUUUUCCUGUCCUUUCUGAUAGCUGCUUAUGUAUCUAGGUGGAACCAGUUCACCAGGCUUUAACUUUUUAUCAGCCCAUGGGUAUUUUUUCACUGUCUCCCUUCCUUUUUCUUCAAACCAUUCUUCUUUAAGGGCAAAUUGGGCUACUUUAAGUUGAUCAUAAAUUGAACUAGGC
This is a messenger RNA of Paramuricea clavata, 2627 nucleotides long. The record is from the annotation of a GenBank genome assembly. Lineage: Eukaryota; Metazoa; Cnidaria; Anthozoa; Malacalcyonacea; Plexauridae.